GAAGGUAACUCCAUGCCCAUGUGAGCUAAUUGUGAACGCUUUGCUUAUUGCGAUUACUUCUCCUGAAGGGACGGAUGAAAAAAAAAAAGGUCUGUCUUGUAUAAAGUGUAACUUGUCAUGGCGUUCAGAUAUGGAAGAGAGAUUUGUUGAGGGGAAGUUUUUACUGGGACGUUUCGCAUUUCAACUGAAAGACUACGUCUAUGCAAUCAAUGGUCACUUCGUGAUUCUAUGCCAGGGGACUGUGCAUUCUGUCUAUCAUGUCUCUAGUACUUAUUGGGUUCGUGAUUGUGACGUGGCUGGUUUCUGUUGAGGUCAUCUUGACCUUCUCUCAUGCCAAGACAUUCCCAGUCGAGAAAGCACUCAUCAGAGACUUGCUCAAACGUUACAAUAAAGAAGGUCAAGCUGGUCGUCCUGUGGUCCACCCUUCGGACAAGAUAGUGGUCAACUUUAGCGUAUCACUGAUACAGAUCAUGGACGUAGAUGAAAAGAAUCAGGUGCUGAAGACCAACAUUUGGUAUCAUUAUAAGUGGCCAGAUUUCUUACUUCAAUGGAAUCAUUCUCUCCAUGACAACAUAACAAGUAUACGUGUGCCCCCAGAUAAGAUUUGGCUUCCGGAUAUUGUGUUGUAUAAUUUUGCUGACAAUCGACUGACCGAACAACGAGAUGCCCUGGUGGUGGUGGGCCACACCGGGGAACUUCAGUGGAUGCCCCAGGCCAUCUUGAACAGUUCCUGCUUCUUCGACACCCUCUUCUUUCCAUUCGAUGAACACAUUUGUCACUUCAAGUUCGGAUCUUGGAGCUACAACGGCGACAUGCUGGAUAUUGAUUUCAUUGGUGAAGAUCGACAUAUGGACAUGAGUGACUAUAUAGAGUCCACUGAGUGGGACAUCACAGAGAACACUGCCGUGAAGAAUACUAAGUACUACACCUGCUGUCCAGAGCCUUACACAGACAUGACAUUUACAUUAAAGUUUAAAAGAAGAGUUGCGUUUUACACUUUUAUCUUGAUUCUACCAUGCAGCUUAUUAUCACUACUUACACUUGUCAUAUUUUGGGUUCCACCAGAAUCACCUGCCAAACUACAGCUUGGCAUGAACAUAUUUCUGGCUUUUUUUGUUCUACUGCUUCUACUCUCUGACUACACGCCCAGAGCAGCUACAUCCAUACCUUUGAUUGGGGCUUAUUUCUGUCUCAGUAUGAUUCUCAUCACAAUGUCCACUGUGUUUGCGUGUACUGUGGCCAACAUGUAUUUCAGAGGAGUUCGCAUAGCAAGAGCUCCCAGGUGGCUUCGAUCAUGUGUCAUAGAGAGUGCUGCUCAAUGGCUAUGUGUCCAUGAGGUCAUAGAAGAGUCCAGGUACCAGCCCGUCACACCUAGAAAAACGUGGUCAACGUACGUCACAGGGGAGCAAAGCCACUCUGACCCAGAGACGCUGGUUGCCAAGACCCAUUUACUGAAUUGUCCCACCGGGUCCAGACAGGACAUUCGGGACUAUGGAGCUUUUCGGGAUGUGACAAGAGAACUCUGCGAACCUUCCACGUCGUCUUCAUUACCAAGUCUUGCCUUACCCUCCCCUGCUGAGGAGACUGUUCUACUGGAAGAGGUCUCGUCUGUUCGAGAAAUGAUGGAAGAGAAUCUGUGGGUCAGUGAUACUGUUGAAGUGUACAACAAGCAAGUCAGAGAAUGGCGCAUGAUAGCUUGUGUCAUGGACAGAAUCUUGUUCACUUCCUACAUAGGUGUCAAUGUUUUGGGCAUAGUUGUCAUACUGAUGAGAAGUUACCUGCUAUGACAAUACUCCGCCUCUGAUGAUUACAAUUGUAAAGAGGAGUCACAUGUUACACAAGAUGCCCACCUAUGAUGGAUGCCAUAAUGUUAAGGUACCUGUUACACAAAACUCCGACUCUGAUGGUUGCCAUAGUGAUGACCUGCUAUUACAAGUUACCGUUUCACAUGGCUGCCGUUGUGAGGAGAAGUUAAUGUUACGUAAAACGCCCCCCCCCACCCCCAGGAUGGUUGCGAUAGCGAUGACGAGUUACAUGCUAUGACAAGAUAUAUCACUUCUGAUGGUUGAUCUACUGCCUAAUGCACAUGCUAUGACAAGAUAUCGCUUCUGAUGGUUGAUCUACUACCUAAUGCACAUGCUAUGACAAGAUAUAUCGCUUCUGAUGGUUGAUCUACUGCCUAAUGCACAUGCUAUGACAAGAUAUAUCGCUUCUGAUGGUUGAUCUACUGCCUAAUGCACAUGCUAUGACAAGAUAUCACUUCUGAUGGUUCAUCUACUGCCUAAUGCAAUUGUUUUAUUUCCCUGUUCUGUGAAUAUUAAUAUUGAAACAGUAGUUAUUGUUUUCAUUAUUCAGGUUUACAAAUUUUGUUGUUGUUUUAUCAAAGUUAUCUAAUGUAUCUUUCUGUCCAUUUAGGCUAUUAUUUAUUUGUAUUUAUUUGAUAUGAAUAUUUUUUGCUGUUCCGUAUGCUAGGACUAAUCUUAUUUAUUGAAUGCCGCUAGUUUUCAAUGUCUAUUGUUCUAUUGUCUCUUGUUGAACCAAUACUUCCAAUGUGAUCUGAGGUUUACAAGUUGUUUCGUUCAAAACAUUUAAGAAAGAGCGAGGGACUCUACUAAUACAGAUCUAGCAUUGCUUGUUUUCUGUGCUUGUUAAAAAUCAGAUUUUUUUCUUCUGAUAACUAAUAUUUGAAAAAAAAAACAACACUUUCUGUAUAUUACGUGACAUACUGAUGUCAUGGUGUUAUUGUCAUUUGUUUGAAAAAUUGUUGAUGUCAUGUGAAAAUAAAGACUGUAUUUAGUGUAAAUAUAGUUUA
Messenger RNA from Biomphalaria glabrata, 2812 nucleotides. RefSeq names its product neuronal acetylcholine receptor subunit alpha-2-like. The transcript has 12 exons. Gene Ontology annotation, molecular function: acetylcholine-gated monoatomic cation-selective channel activity; transmembrane signaling receptor activity. Gene Ontology annotation, cellular component: neuron projection; postsynaptic membrane; synapse. Gene Ontology annotation, biological process: signal transduction; regulation of membrane potential; nervous system process. The coding region runs from base 258 to 1787 and encodes 509 amino acids. Lineage: Eukaryota; Metazoa; Mollusca; Gastropoda; Planorbidae. The record is from RefSeq and is a predicted model, not a curated record.